AUGGGAGUGUUACUUUUCUUCAUUGUAGCAAUUGCAAUCUCAAUGGCUUCUUCUCCUUUGUCACUAGCUUCUAGAGGAGUGUUGUUGGAUGUCCGUUAUUCACCACCAUCUAAACCCCCUCAACAACCACCAUGCCUACCUUAUGUAGCACCGCCAUCUGAUGGCCAUGAACCACCUUCUCGAUACAAUCAACCACCUCCAUCGCCAUCAUCACCUCCACCCCCACCUUUUCACAGUUAUUCUUCGCCGCCACCACCUCCAAAGUCCCGCAAUUAUCCACCUCCCCCUAGUGACCAAACACCACCAAAGAGCCCACAUUAUCAUAAUCCACCUCCUCACACUACUUAUCCGCCAUCACCACGAUCACGCCGUCAUCCGCCACCACCACCCAAAACUCCGCCACCAACCCCAACAUUACCACCACCAUCACCAUCACCAUCACCACGUCCUCCUUAUAUUAAUCAAACUCCACCGGCACCAGCUCCAAUAAACAAACCACCACCACCAUCAUGCCCGACCUCACCACCAUCGCCACCACCUCCACACAAGAAAACUCCCCCACCACCCGCCCCAGUAAAUAACAACCCACCACCAUAUAAAGCUCCACCACCAACCCCGACCUCACCACCACCACCAACUCCAUCACCAUCACCAGCACCAACCCCAAUCUCACCAUCACUACCUCCUUAUAUAACAACUCCACCAACACCAACCCCACUUAAGUCACCCCCACCACCAGUCUCACAACCGCCACCCUCACCAUGUGGCUACCAACCAAGUACUCCUUAUAGACAAACUCUUCCGGUACCAACCACGCAAUAUAAACAACCUCCGCCGUCAACAUAG
Messenger RNA from Erigeron canadensis, 846 nucleotides. RefSeq names its product extensin-like. The coding region runs from base 1 to 846 and encodes 281 amino acids. The transcript has a single exon. NCBI's taxonomy places the organism in Eukaryota, Viridiplantae, Streptophyta, Magnoliopsida, Asterales, Asteraceae. The record is from RefSeq and is a predicted model, not a curated record.